This is a messenger RNA of Penaeus vannamei (Pacific white shrimp), 1835 nucleotides long. Lineage: Eukaryota; Metazoa; Arthropoda; Malacostraca; Decapoda; Penaeidae. The record is from RefSeq and is a predicted model, not a curated record.
CUAAUUUUAUCUCUGAUGACCCAACCUCCUCCCGAUACACUCACCAAAAUACACGGAAAAAGCCUCUCCCAAUCCAUCCACUCAAAACCAUUCCUUCUUCAUAAUCUUUUCGAUAAUCUUUUAUCCUCCUCUUCCCUCCUUCACAUCAUCCUAAUCCUUCUCCUUCUGCCCACAGGAGAGCGCCCGUUCGAGUGCACGUGGGCGUCCUGCAGAAAGAGGUUCGCCCGCAGUGACGAGCUGGCACGGCACACCAGGACCCACACCGGAGAAAAGAACUUUGUGUGCCCCGUCUGCCAGAAGAGGUUUAUGCGCUCAGAUCACUUAAGCAAACACGCCCGCAGGCACCCGGAUUUCGACCCGACCCUCCUGCGGCAGCGGCGCCACGCAGCCCCGAGCCCCCUCACCUGCCCGUCCUCUUCCGCCGUCUCGGACAUGGAGGAACCCAGCUCCCCUUGAGGUCUGCCGCACUUAGGAAGCAAGUCCCAAGUAGUCGCCGUCGCCGCCGCCGCCGUCUCUGUGCCACACGCGGCUUCGUCUGCCGUGCAGUACAAAGUGCUGUGUCCUCCCGCAGCGCCACACAUGUAGCCUGACCAUAAUGAUGAGGUGUUGGAGCAAGCGGGUGUUGCCGUGGUGCAAAUAGAGGACCAAAAAAAGAGAAUGGAAAAGAUGGAAAAAAAUGCAUAUGAAAAAGCAAUUGUUAAUAGUCUCUUGUUUCUCUCUUUCUCUCGUUCUCGUGGUGUGACGCUCAACCAAUCCACCCACUCAAAUGUUUGUAAAUACUUUUUUUUUAUUAUUGUAUCUCUCUCGCGGAAGUUAAAUAGGCUCUACCCACUCAGGUCUGUGAGGCAUACCACACACAAAAUAUCUUAUUGCUCAGAAUUACGUAUUCAAGUGCAACACAGUGUAGCAGUCAUCAGAGUUGUGUCAUCUGUGCAUCUGCUCUCAGCUGCUCAAAAAAGAAAAAGAAAAAAAAAACAGAUGUGAUGUAUAUAUAUUUUACAUGAGACAGUUACUUGAUGCUCUUUUGAUAUAUGCAUACAUAUACAUAUAUAUAUAUAAUGUAUUUUUAAUUGUGUUCCAUGACUUUUGGGAGUGUAUCACACGUGUUGUAAAUUGUAUACAUAUCGUAUCAGUAGGUUCAAACUGUAAUGAUAUUCACACAUUUAUAUGUAUACCCAUUAUACCUACAUAUUCCCCGUGUACAAGUGUGUGAUCCUUCACUUCCAUGUAUAUAAACAUUGGGAGUACUUGCAGCUACCAGGAAAAUGUUUGUACUAUCUCCCCGUGCUCAUACUAUUGGUCUUCGUAAAAUACAGGGUUUCGGUCGAUGAUCAGAAGAGUCUUCAAUCUUGCUACAAACUAGAAAUUUUUGUAAAAAAUAUCUAGUGAAAUACUAUUAACCAUUUUUCUCUAGGCCUGAACUAUUUUUGAAUGCAGAAAAUACUAAUAAGUUUGUGUAAAUACAAUAAGUAUUUGCUGGCUAUCUCAAAUGUUUGAAUUCCCAAAUCAUUUCUGGAUAUCCCAGUUAAUGUUCGUGAGGCAUAAAAGAUAAACAGUAUGCAGAUAUGGGUGAAUUAUUUGUUACAGAAUGAAAAGUUAUUUUUCUAUUUGAAAAGACAAUAUUGCCAACCCCCCCUCAAAAAAAAACAAAAAAAACACAGAAUAGGAAGGAGACACCAGUGUUUUGCCUCAUACUUGACAUUAACCAGGGUAUGUUGUAAAUGGCAGGUUGUAGUACUUUUACCUGGUGCUAUUAAGUGCCUUAGAUGGUUGGAGCACCAAUGUUCCCACACUCAACACUACCCCACACAGGUCUAGUGAUUCCUCUCCCCCUC